AUGCCUGUUGCCACACUUUCCAAUCACCAUUCUGCACUCGAUUUCAAUGUCUAUGCCAAUAUCUUCACCCACCUUCCUGAUUCGCAAUCGGUCAAUGCCUUCCGCAUAGUCAACAAGAGUUUGUUCGUCGUAUCACAAAGUCCAAGUUGUAUUGCGGCACAUUUGAUACAACGAUAUGGCCCAUUGUUUGCAUUGCAUGCAUUGAUAACCGUCCAUACACCAUUGCUUCAGCGGUUUCCCAAAAUUCCAGCCAGACUGUUAGAGCUCGGAGCAAGGUAUCCGCGAAUCUUGGCGCAACGGAUUUUUCAAGGUUAUGGUGGACAUAAGGGGCUGCCGAAAGCCACCAUCACACUUUUACUCCAGAAUGCCGAGCAAUGUCAAGAUAUCAUUCAUACCAAUGAUGACGAUCAGUUACUGCUGGACGGUAUGCUCACCCAUUUGUCUGUAACGGAACAAGAGUUUGGUGAUAGCCAUCCUGGGUUUAUCGGUAUGCAGCAAGCUUUAUUACGUCAACUUCCAGGCUACUAUCCUCUCCCUGGACCUGAAUAUUAUGGCGAUGAGCGUGUACACGAUCGCAUUCAAUUUCUUUUCUCGCAUUCUGGAAAUGCAGAUAUGGAAAAGUCUAUUUUCCGCUUGGUCAUUUACUGCCCUCGCGCACUAGCUGUCCUAGCACGCAACGGUUUCAGCGUGUCUAGUCCUUUGGAUAUUUCACUUUUCAUGGUUCGAUUCAUACGGUACGGUUUGGAAAUGGAGAAGAAACAUUUUACUAGUGUUUCGCUACGCAUUGCUGUACGACAGCUUGUUCGAAAGCUAGUGAUCGCUAUCACGGCAGAAUGCCUUGAAGAAAUCAUUGAAACCAUGGCUAGAGUUUACGACCAACAGCAGGAAGAUCUGAACCGUAUUGUAGUUGUUAUCGACGAUGAAAUCGUUUGCGGUAACAGUCAACUACAACCUGUUGUAGAUCAAUUUUAUCAACACAUCAAGCGAAAGAGUUGGUGGAGAUGGUAGCUUUGUCGCUGGGAGCCCAUUUCCUGUAUUAUUACACGUUCCAUUGCUUUGUACAUAUUCAUUGUUGCAAGAUCAUUUUUAUUUCGUCCAACUGCAUUUCUUUUUCUUUUCACAUGCACAACUUCAAACUACAUCACAUCAUUACAAUUUUUUUUUCUUUUCUUUUUAUAAAAAAAAAGAUGUAACAGAACAGAAAUGGAAACGGAAAAGACUGGGGUAUCAUGUUGAGGAGGUUCCGGCGAACAAGGCAGGAGUCAAAAGUGGCUUUCAUGAGAUAGUCG
This is a messenger RNA of Umbelopsis ramanniana AG, 1289 nucleotides long. RefSeq lists its product as uncharacterized. Bases 1 to 1008 code for a protein of 335 amino acids. The record is from RefSeq and is a predicted model, not a curated record. Lineage: Eukaryota; Fungi; Mucoromycota; Umbelopsidomycetes; Umbelopsidales; Umbelopsidaceae. The transcript has a single exon.